GCCGUAUCGCUUUUUCUGAGUUUCGGUGACUUCAUCUCAUACGACAUUCUUCGUUGUACGUCAUUCCCCACGAUCGCUGUAUUCGUGCUGUGCCAGAAUUUCAGCGAUGCAGGCCUCAUUGGCUACGGGAUGUCGUUUUUUCCAAGGUUCAAAUCACUUGUAAUUGUGAUGGUCACAAUGCUCGGUGCGAUGUUUGGCGCUACAGCGGAGUUGCUGUUCACCUACAGUACCAAGCCAAAGAUUCCGCCAUGUCAUUCGUCGUUCGUCUCAUCGAGAGACGGUAUAGUGGCUGUUCUCGUCAUGCAGCUACUUCUAUUUAUUGUCCUGGUAUUGCUGCUCGUUGCAGUGUUCAUGCAUAAACACAAAGGUCUAUAG
Molecule: messenger RNA, 375 nt
Organism: Ostertagia ostertagi
Lineage: Eukaryota; Metazoa; Nematoda; Chromadorea; Rhabditida; Trichostrongylidae
Source: the annotation of a GenBank genome assembly